Messenger RNA from Meira miltonrushii, 2184 nucleotides. RefSeq names its product MFS general substrate transporter. Gene Ontology annotation, biological process: transmembrane transport. Gene Ontology annotation, molecular function: transmembrane transporter activity. Gene Ontology annotation, cellular component: membrane. NCBI's taxonomy places the organism in Eukaryota, Fungi, Basidiomycota, Exobasidiomycetes, Exobasidiales, Brachybasidiaceae. Bases 267 to 1913 code for a protein of 548 amino acids. The transcript has a single exon. The record is from RefSeq and is a predicted model, not a curated record.
GGGGGGGAGAAUAGAUCGGCGGUAGUGGCGGGAUUCCCACUUCGGUGCCGUGGGAAAGGAUGACUGUUUUAGGGUUCACAUGCUUUAAAUUCCUUGGCAAUCAACUCGACCCAACUGACCACAAUCGAUCAACGUGGGCAGCAGAUAAGGUUGAGCAAGGGGGAAAGUAUAAAAUCCACUCAAUACAUUACUUCUUGCCUUGACCCACUUCUUAUCUCCCCUUCAACUCACCUACUAAACACCUCCCUCCUUCCCGCAACUUCAACAUGAAAGGCGAAGAGACAUCAAAAGUCGAUUAUAUCGGCGAUGAUCUAGAAAGAAAUUCAUCCGGCAGCGAGCAAGAGUACAAACAAAACGUGCAAGUGGAAGAAUUCAAUCAUAAUGCAGCCGUUCCAGCGGAAGCUGUUGGAGUUGAGGAAAAAGCUGCAAGAGCAUCUGCUGAUGAAGCGUAUGAACUUGCAGGAGAAGUGGCAAUGCAAUUCACACCUGCAGAAGAACAAUCAGUAAAACGUAAAUUGGAUAAACGUAUUCCGGCAUUUUGUGCUGCAAUUUAUUUUUUACAAUUCAUGGAUAAAACUUUAUUAAAUUAUGCUUCAAUCACUGGACUUCCAAUCAAAGGUUUAGAUUAUAAUCAAGUCAGCGCAGGAUUUUAUUAUGGUUUUAUGGUUUUCGUAUUUCCUUCUGCUUGGCUUUCUCAAAGAUUUCCAUGGGGAGUUACGAAAUAUCUCGGUAUAAAUGUCAUCCUUUGGGGAAUCACUUUGGCACUUUCUGCAAUCAGUCCGCAUUUUGCUCCUUUUUUCGUUUUACGAAUUUUGUUGGGCAUGUUUGAAUCUACAGUCACACCAAUCUUACUGAGCACAAUCGUUGCUUUUUAUCGAAAAGAAGAACAAGCAACUCGAAUUUGCGCAUUCUACUCUAUGAACGGUCUCACGCAAGUCAUUGGACCUUUGAUCGCAUACGGAACAACUUAUGGCGGUGGCGUAUUUGGAAAUUCAGGUGCUUGGAGAUUGCUUUAUAUCAUCUUUGGAGUUUUGACCGUUAUUGUUGGAGUGAUUGUUACGCUAUUUAUGCCCAAUAAUCCAAUGGCAGCCACAUUUUUGAACGAUCGCGAAAAACGAGUCGCACUGGAACGUGUACGAGCAAAUGCAUCCGGAACAGCUCAACGUCAUUUCAAGUGGUCUCAAGUGAAAGAAGCUGUUUUCGAAUUGAGGAUCUGGCUAGUUUUAGCUUUUGUCAUCCUGACUUCCAUCCCAAAUGGUGGUCUUUCAAGCUUUUCGUCAAAGAUCUUGAAAGGAUUCGGUUACGAUACUCGUCAAACUUUGUUGAUUGGAAUGCCAAAAGGUGCUUUCGAAUUCGUUACCAUUAUUCUUUCUGCAUGGCUUUCGGAUAAAUACAGUGAACGCAUGCUCCCAAUCAUGAUUGCUUUAAUCCCUACAAUUGUGGGUGCUGCAAUUUUGGUUGGAUAUGGAGAAGAGAGUGCCGCUUUGCACCAUCGAGGUGCAGUUGUAUUUGCUGUUUAUCUAACGGCUACUUUCGGAGCCUCUCUAUCAAUUGUAUACGCUUGGAAUGCUACCAAUAUAGGUGGUAGCAGCAAAAAGACUGCCGCAUACGCAGCCAAUAUGUUUGCUUUUGGUAUUGGUAAUAUUGCUGGAUCAUUCGUCUUUCGUGAUGAAGAUGCACCACAAUAUAUCCCUGGUAAAACUUCAACUUUGGUAUCUCUAGCUUUGGCUGCAAUCGUUGCCGUUUGGAUUCGUUGGUUGGUCAGUCGUGCAAAUGCACGUAAACGUCAACAAGUGCGUGAAUUACAACAACAAAACGGAUGGAGUGAUGAAGAAGUACAAAAGCAAAGGGAUGCUUGGGCUUUCCGUGAUUUGACAGAUGGUCAAAAUCCAUUCUUCGUUUAUGCUUCUUGAUCUAUCCUGUACUUUGUUAAUUUAUCUCGCUCAUCUGACUGCGUUGCUUGAGCUGUGAUACGCAUUUCGAUGUAACGUAAAAGAGUUCUGGGAAGCUGAAGGGGGCGUCAUGAAUACCAUUAGUCUUGCAGCCAUUCACAUAUUUGCCCGGCCCGUAUCCUCAGCGUCAUCGUAGAAGCAGGGGCUGCGUGAAUUAUUCCGCCCCAAUUGGCUGUGUUUCCAUAUCUUAUGCACCUUCGUUCACAUGUAUGUAUCCGAACAAUAAAAAAAG